Cyprinodon tularosa is the source of this 1968-nucleotide messenger RNA. RefSeq names its product tetraspanin-9-like. The annotation marks the transcript as partial. Gene Ontology annotation, cellular component: membrane. Lineage: Eukaryota; Metazoa; Chordata; Actinopteri; Cyprinodontiformes; Cyprinodontidae. The record is from RefSeq and is a predicted model, not a curated record. The transcript has 3 exons.
ACAAUGACUGAGGAGGGAUGGAGUGUUUGAGCCAGUUGGUGCGGUGGUGGGGAGAGUAUCGGAGCUUGUGAGAGAAAGGAGGAAAGAGAAGGAAAGCGGGAGGGGGGCAGAUCGAAAGAGAGAGAGAGAAAGAGGGAGGGAGCUUCUGGGAGCGAUUCUGGACCACCACUGAAACACUGCAGUCUUUCUUUUGCUUCUCUGAGGAAACAGUGUUCCCCUUCUGGCUGCCUAACUCUCCUUCUUACUCAUUCUUCUAUGGCUGCGUUGCUAUGACCCUGAUGGACACCUUGAUCUCCUUACCCACCUAGAGAAGAGGAGAAACAAGCUGUAGCGGAGGAGGGGGAAACAAGAGGAGUCGACACCACACACUUUGCCUCUCUGAUGAGAGUCUGGAAAUUAAUUACCCGCCGUCAGCGCAGAGGGGGAGCGCAGAGAGGGGCACGCUUGAUAGAAUAACUGAGUUGAAGAGGUGACUUCUAUACGUGUGGAGAAUAGGCUGGGAAGAGGCGCAGAGUAACCUCUGGGCACUUCACAGAAACAAAAAGGGACAAGUUUGGGUUGACGCGUGAAGCGAGGAGGAAAUUAGGCAAGGCAGUAACUCCACAGGGAUAGCACUUUAGGAAGCCAUAGAAUGGUCCAGUCUCAAGCGUCCUUCACCUUUUCAUCCCUCCUACCAACCUUCCUCUUACAUCUAUAGGGGCAUCCUCAACUCUCAUCUCCUUGUGUUUUAUUAAAUCUUCCUUUUUGCAUGUCAGCAAAAGCACCUCAUCAGCCACAUUCACAUGCUGAACACUCACAUGCACCUAGGAUCAGAGCGCUGUGUUGCAUUCUCAGCCAUCUCAUCAGCUACUGAGUGUAAGAAGUUAAUAUAGCCACUGUAGAGGUGUCAUUAGUUGCUGGAUAUGAGCACCUGUUCUGGAACUUCUCAUGAGAUCAGGUAGGACAUUUCUGGAUCAUUUUGGCUGCUCCACGCAGACAGGGAUGCGUUAAGCUCUUUGGUCAUUCCCCUGAUUGAAGCAUUAUGAGAUGAAACUGCAGACCGGCUUAUCUCACAGCACACGUCACCUGUGUUUGAGGGAUUACGCUAGGGGAACCAGAGAGUUGCAGAUUUUACAGGUGGUGUCCCCAGUGUGUGCCAGGUUUGCUGCUGAAUGUAAUGACUCUAAAGGUUUGAAGACAAGGUCAGUUUAGGUAGUGGGACCAUUUUAUGGAAUAAUUGAACCAGCAGCUCCAGUGGUUGUCAGAGGGUCAUCAUUAUCUCAAAGUCUAUUGCUCUGCUCUCGGGGGAGUGACUCCUGGUAUAUUAUUGUGGACUAACCUCAAAGCUGAAGCACACAGAGUGAAUAUUAACCACUUUCAAAGGCUGAAUAAACUCCCACAAUGAGACGCUCAAGCACAGAUGAAACCCCGUACCGACGUAGUCCAUCUCUGGACAGCAAACCUGACACUCCACCAUUCACUUCUGGUUUUCACCGAUUCAGUGGGGAGUUUGAGUAUAAGAGACCUCCUUUUGCUUUCGGCUUUCACACAACAAAGGGGCCAAAGAACUCCAGCGGGCGCUACGCCCAGGGAAAGAAGUAUGUGGUGUUUUACCUGGACCUCUCCUUCAUAUUCCUUCUAGAACUGCGGCGCUGCAGGAUGGCUGAGGGUUGCAUGAUGGCCCUGCGCUAUGGAAUGGUCUUCUUCAACCUCCUUUUCUGGUUGGGAGGAUGUGGCAUCCUGGGGGUAGGAAUCUGGCUCUCGGUGACCCAGGGAAACUUUGCCACACUGUCUUCAUCCCUUCCCUCCCUGUCGGCAGCCAACCUGCUCAUCGCAGUGGGGACAAUCAUCAUGGUGAUCGGAUGUCUGGGCUGUGUGGGAGCUGUCAAAGAAAGCCGCCCUCUGUUGCUGGCGUUCUUCAUCCUACUUCUACUGAUUUUCUUCUUGGAAAUUCUGUCCAUCAUGCUUUUCUUCAUCUACCAAGAUGAG